Messenger RNA from Aspergillus versicolor CBS 583.65, 727 nucleotides. RefSeq names its product Zn(II)2Cys6 transcription factor domain-containing protein. Lineage: Eukaryota; Fungi; Ascomycota; Eurotiomycetes; Eurotiales; Aspergillaceae. Gene Ontology annotation, cellular component: nucleus. The transcript is spliced from 2 exons. Gene Ontology annotation, molecular function: DNA-binding transcription factor activity, RNA polymerase II-specific; zinc ion binding; RNA polymerase II transcription regulatory region sequence-specific DNA binding. Gene Ontology annotation, biological process: regulation of DNA-templated transcription; cellular response to starvation. The coding region runs from base 1 to 708 and encodes 235 amino acids. The record is from RefSeq and is a predicted model, not a curated record.
AUGGCCGAAUCGGUUUUCAGAGCCUCGAGCACACAGGAUCCAAAGCCCAUCACAUCCAACGCAUUCGAAAAGUCGCGUCCCCGAAAAAAGGCCCGAAGAUCCUGCUCGAACUGCCAACGCGCACACAAAACAUGCGGAAACGAACGACCAUGCAACCAAUGCGUGAAGCGCGGAAUCGGUCUAUCCUGCGUCGACGGAAACCGAAAGCCACCAAAGUACCUUCUCUGUGACCUGGAGAAGCCCGGCCCGUCUGCACGAGUACCGCAGAAGCAGAUUAAUAAAAUUAUUGAGCCCACAGAUGACUCUGCCUUUGUUGAGUUCAUCGACCCAACACUUCUCCACGGCGAGAGUCCAAGCUCGGGCCUCGAGAACCAAGCCACGAUGAGACUAUAUUGGGAUGACAAUGGGAAUAUCAGUCCCAUUGGGGGUUCCAACCAGUUGAAAAGUCCCCUGUCUGAGCAGGACGCAGGUCCUAAGACUCCAGAGGAUAUGAAUAUGUGCGGAGGAGUAGAGUUCCAGCCACAGAUUUUCAAUGGGGAUGGCUACGAUGGGCGCUCUCAUGGUGGUAUUCAUGGCAGGAGUCCAAGCCAUGGGAUUUCGAUCAGUAGUGGCUGGUCAGAGACGUUCUUCCCCUGUGGGGUGGAUGAGGAGACUGAGGGGGUGAAAAGGAUGGCGAGGAGUGCAGAGUAUGGGUUGGCAUUGCUUUGAUUUGGCGUUGGCUUUUCUG